Molecule: messenger RNA, 1509 nt
Organism: Saccostrea cuccullata (small rock oyster)
Lineage: Eukaryota; Metazoa; Mollusca; Bivalvia; Ostreida; Ostreidae
Product: diisopropyl-fluorophosphatase-like
Exons: 5
Coding region: 93-1028 (311 amino acids)
Source: RefSeq, a predicted model, not a curated record
AUAUAUUUCAACAUUACUUCUAAUGCUAAAAAAUAAGCAGAAAAAUAUUUAUCUUCAGAUUACGACAACUGCCGAAAGCUGAAAAGAUAAACAUGGACACGAUGGAGGUGGUUGAGCCAAAGUUUACAAAACUUGUAGAUGGCAUGAUGGGGGCUGAAGGCCCUGUAUUUGACAAGGACGAUAAUUUCUACAUGGUUGCACCUGAAGUAGAGAAAAAUGGCAGUUUUGCGGGCCAGGUUCUACGCAUUGAUCUGAAGAAUAGCAAGUCCUCCGUUUUGUGUGAGCCUGCUGUGGAUGGAGAUGGGGGGAUCCCCGCAGGGUGUCAGUGUGAUAAAGACAACGUCUUAUGGAUCGCAGACAUGAGGCUCGGUCUCAUCACGGUGGACACAAAUGGUACCUUCAAACAGAUUUGUAAAGAGGAUAAGACAGGCCGUACAAUGCAGGGCUGUAAUGACUGCACCUUUGAUUAUGAGGGAAAUCUCUGGAUAACAGCGCCAGCUGGAAAAAUCGCCCCUCACCCAUACGAAAGGUCAAUGGAGGAGCCGUUUGGGUCUGUUUACUGCUUCACCAAUCAGAGGGAGAUGUUGUUGAUUGAUACAGGGCUGAGGUUUCCUAACGGCAUCGCUGUCUUACAUUCCCCUGACGGCAGGCCGCAGACCCUGAUUGUAGCCGAGACCCCCACUAAAUCACUGUGGGCCUAUGACAUCCAGGGUCCAGGGAAAGUGGGGCAGAGGAAACUCUGGGGAAAGCUGCCAGGUGACUUGGAGGGAGGACCGGAUGGUAUGGACUUUGAUGAGGAGAACAAUCUCUUAGUGGCUCACUGGGGGUCGGGAUUUCUGGAGGUGUUUGGAAGAGAGGGAGGGACCCCCCACACCCGUAUCAGGUGCCCCUUCUCCAGGACUAGUAACCUCCACUUCAGGAAGGGGACGAAGGAAGUGUACGUCACCGAGCACGAUUCUCACGGGCUGUGGAAGUUUGACUGGCAGAGGGCCGGCAAGUUGCAGUAUUGUGACAUCAUAUCUCUGUGAGGCAGCUUAUUUUACUGUAUUUAUUGAGUUAUCAUGACUUUAUCAAUGGUGCUAAUUCUUGCCUUAAAACACUGCUAGGUUGUUGAAAAAUUAAAACAACUCUCCAUUUAUUGUAUGAUGCAUUUAUUGUUGCAGAAAACAAUUUGUUUGCAUAUUUUGAUAUACAUAUGUACAAUGUACAUAUAUAUGCAAUAUAUCAACAACAGCUGCAUAGUUUGGUUUAAAUUGACAAUCAUUAAAAUACAAGAAAACAAGCUUAUAACUAAAUGCCAAAAACAGACAGUUCUGCUUUGAAAUAUGUGCAAUUUGUUAUAUCAAUUAAAGUUACAAUGUAUUUUGAAGUUAAUGGAAAUGAAAAUUACUUUGCUAUAAGCAUCAGUUCAUUAUAAGCACAUUUUUCUGUAAUUUUACGCAGGUAUAUCUACAAAUACUUUUUGGAAAAUCUUGGAAAUUUUUGUUCAUAUUGUAUUUUACACUUUGA